Messenger RNA from Bombina bombina (fire-bellied toad), 1775 nucleotides. RefSeq names its product SERPINE1 mRNA binding protein 1 (gene SERBP1). The transcript is spliced from 8 exons. The record is from RefSeq and is a predicted model, not a curated record. Gene Ontology annotation, molecular function: mRNA 3'-UTR binding. The coding region runs from base 120 to 1406 and encodes 428 amino acids. Lineage: Eukaryota; Metazoa; Chordata; Amphibia; Anura; Bombinatoridae. Gene Ontology annotation, cellular component: nucleus; cytoplasm.
CUAUCGCGCCGGAAGAGAAGACAGCCUCUUUCCCAGCCAUCUUUUGGCUUACUAGCAAGCGAGCUCAUCGCUCCAGGCCUCGUAGAAUCGGAGGAACAUCCACCUCUUAAGGGGCCAUCAUGCCCGGUCAUUUACAGGAAGGCUUCGGCUGCGUCGUCACCAAUAGGUUUGACCAGCUAUUUGACGACGAAAGCGACCCCUUCGAGGUAUUGAAGGCGGCCGAGAACAAGAAGAAGGAGAGUGUCGGGGGACCGGGCCAGGGAUCUGGAAAAACUGCAGCCCAGGCCGCCAAGCAACUCAAAAAAGAGUCUCAGAAAGAAAGGAAGAACCCUCUGCCCGAUAAAAAGGAGGAGAGCCAGCCGCCCGUAGCCCUCAAGAAGGAAGGCAUCAGGAGGGUUGGCAGGAGGCCCGACCAGCAACCGCCUCAACCCCAGCAAUCGUCUCCACAGGCACCCCAAGGUGAACUUAAGCCCAUUGACAGAAGACAAACGGAUAGGAGGCCACCACGUGAACGUCGCUUUGACAAACCAACAGAAGAGAAGGGAGGAGAAGGAGGAGAGUUUUCUGUGGACAGACCCAUUAUUGAUAGACCUAUUCGUGGCCGUGGGGGGCUUGGAGGAAGAGGAGGUCGUGGCGGGCGUGGACGUGGAUUAGGCAGAGGAGGAGAUGGCUUUGACUCCCGUGGAAAACGUGAAUUUGACAGGCACAGUGGUAGUGACAGAUCUUCUUCACAUUUCAGUGGCUUGAAGCAUGAGGAUAAACGGGGCGGAAGUGGACAACACAACUGGGGAAAUGUUAAGGAUGAAAUGAGCGAGCUGGACCAGUCUGCCGUCACUGAGGAAGCACCGGAAGCAGAAGAAACGCCUGCUGCUGAUUCUGAAAACAAGGAGAAUGAAGUCGAAGAGGUUAAGGAAGAAGGUCCAAAAGAAAUGACUCUGGAUGAAUGGAAGGCAAUGCAAGAUAAAGAGAGAGCAAAAGUUGAAUUUAACAUCCGCAAACCAAAUGAGGGAACCGACGGUCAAUGGAAAAAGGGUUUUGUCCUUCACAAAGCCAAGAGCGAGGAGGUAAAUUUAAUCGAGGAGGUCCAUGCUGAAGCUGAUGCUCUGGAUCACCAUUUCCGUAAGCCUGCAAAUGACAUCACUUCCCAACUUGAGAUAAACUUUGGAGAUCUAGGCCGUCCUGGGCGAGGCGGUAGAGGAGGACGAGGUGGUCGUGGACGUGGAACUGGAGCAGGAGCUGCAGCAGCAGCUGCUGCAGCAGCAGGAGGAGGAGGAGGACCAGUAGGAGCAGGCAGCAAUCCUGCUGUUGCUGGUGGAGGAAGACCAGUUCGUGGACCUAGACCUGAUAAGUUAAGUACUUCUGCUCCUGACGUAGAUGAUCCCGAGGCUUUUCCGGCUUUGGCGUAAACUGGAUGGCUAUAGUCCACCCCUGGUGCCCUUGAGGCUCCCCUUCUACGAGGCUUGCAUGUUUAAGGAUACUUAACAACUACUACAAAUAAAAAAAAUUAAAAAAAAAGACUGUCAAUCAUACCAUUCACACCUAUGGACUGAAAUUUAUCUGUUUUGAAAAUGGACUUCUCGCUAUUUACACAGAAGCAACAAUAUGGUAGUCCAGUUUUGUAUUUAGAGAUGUAUUGGUAGCAGGGACAUUUUCAUAAUUUUUCAGAGAUUAUGCAUUCUUCAUGGAUACUUUUUUGUAUUGCUGCUUGAAAAGAUGCGUUUCCAAACUUGAAAUAUAGGUGUGAACAGUGUGUACCAGAUAAAGCUUUCACUUCA